CUAGACACGGUCUUUGAUGCAGCCCCGGUCGGUCCUGACCCGCCAACCUGAUGCACUCCAACGCCUUCUUGAUGAAUGUCCUGGUCGUCGUGAUCCAGCCUCAACGCAAUCAACCUCGUGGGUCACGCGAACUGGGCAAGAGGACAUCGAUCAAGCCUGCUCCUGGAUCAAGGUGCAGGCGAUCCAUCAAUUCAUCCUCCAUCCAUACAACCCAUACAUCCCACAGACCUCCUGGUACCCCGGGUUCACAAAGAAACCACCACAUCGUGCAAACCUCUCAGCUCGAUUGCAACAAGACGCGCAACUCAUCGCCCACCUGCCUGAGCUCUGCGACAUCCAACCCGCCGACACCACGGACACCAACGUGUAUCUCUCCGCCUACAACAUCCUGUGUACUAUCUGUGAAACACCCGCCAUGAGCAAGCAUCUUGCCCCAGAGCUGUUGGAUCUCUGGUGGAUGCGCGACCGGGCGCGGAUGAAUGCCACUCAAUUUGCGGGAUGCUGCUGCGCAGUGAGAAUCGGCGCAUUCGCGAGCUGGCGGAAUAUCUGGCAGAACAAUUACGGCUGUGAUUACUUGAAUGACUUGAUAAUUGUGAAGCUUGGCGACAUACGAGUACAUCCUCCGUAA
Aspergillus aculeatus ATCC 16872 is the source of this 628-nucleotide messenger RNA. RefSeq lists its product as uncharacterized. The record is from RefSeq and is a predicted model, not a curated record. NCBI's taxonomy places the organism in Eukaryota, Fungi, Ascomycota, Eurotiomycetes, Eurotiales, Aspergillaceae. The transcript has a single exon. Bases 17 to 628 code for a protein of 203 amino acids.